Molecule: messenger RNA, 1147 nt
Organism: Leguminivora glycinivorella
Lineage: Eukaryota; Metazoa; Arthropoda; Insecta; Lepidoptera; Tortricidae
Product: sodium-independent sulfate anion transporter-like
Exons: 1
Coding region: 1-1029 (342 amino acids)
Biological process (GO): transmembrane transport
Cellular component (GO): membrane
Molecular function (GO): sulfate transmembrane transporter activity
Source: RefSeq, a predicted model, not a curated record
AUGACUAGUUUACCAGUUAAUCACAGCGAAAAUCUAAAUCACGUACGAAACCGAACAAAGUGCAAGAGAUAUGUGUGCAGUGCUAAGACUGUGAAGAAGCGACUUCCAAUAGUUGAGUGGCUACCGAAAUACAAUAAAACAAAGAUAAUUCCGGAUACAAUCGCUGGAAUUACGGUAGCACUAACAGCUAUCCCGCAAGGCAUAGCUUACGCCGUUAUAGCUGGUUUAACUCCUGAAUAUGGACUGUAUGCGAGCCUGACAAGUGGAAUCAUGUACCUUAUAUUUGGAAGCUGCAUGAACGUAACUGUUGGACCAACAGCUAUUAUGGCGGCAAUGGUUGCCAAAUACGUACACAAUUAUUCAUCUGAUUUUGCUGUUUUGGCGGCCUUUAUAGCUGGAGCAGUGGAACUGACUAUUGGUAUACUGCACCUUGGAUUCUUAAUCGAAUUUAUUUCGAUGCCAGUUAUAAGUGGAUUUACAACUGCAGCAGCUCUUCAGAUUGCGUCAGCACAAUUAAAAGCUUUGUUUGGCCUUGACGGACGUUCUGGAGAUAACUUUGGAGAUUCAGUGUAUAACUUUGUACUAAAUAUCAAAACUAUCAAACUGUGGAACCCCAUACUCGGCUUUUUGUCUAUUGGUUUUCUAAUAGUUCUGAAAAGAUUUAGUGAAGGGUGUGGCCGCAACGAUGACACAGUUAAACAAAUAAAAUGGUUAAUUUCUUUAAGUCGUAAUGCAAUUGCUGUCGUCAUCGGAAUGAUAAUAGCAUACAUUUUAAAAGAAGUUACUGACACCGAGCCAUUAAUUUUGAUUGGUGAAAUUGGAAAAGGCAUUCCUAAAGUUACACUUCCACCGUUUACCACAACAGUCGCUAAUGAAACUUACUCAUUUGCGGACAUGUUACAGAUAUAUGGGCCCCAAUCAAUAAUCAUCCCUUUCGUCGCUAUUAUAGAAACAGUAGCAAUAUCAAAAGCAUUUGCAGGGGGAAAACCUGUUGAUGCCACACAAAAUGAUAGCUGUUGGACUUUGUAAUAUAAUUGGCUCACUGGUAGGAAGCAUGCCAAUAACGGGGUCAUUUACACGAACGGCACUGAACCACGCUUCUGGCGUACAAACUCCUGCAGGAGGCAUAGUUACAUGUUUAAUCAUC